AUGAUUCUCACCCUUCCCAGGCGAGCGGCGUGGACACGUCGAAAUCUCUUUCUCAGAGGCUCCGUGAGAAAUUACAGUGUCUCACCAUGUCUCUCGCGGCAGGCCGAUGCCCCAUUUCGCAUGGCCGUAGUUGGAUCCGGUCCUGCUGGAUUUUAUACAGCAUAUCGUGUCAUGUCUAAGCUUCCACAGGCCCGUGUGGACAUGUACGAGGCUUUGCCGGUCCCGUUUGGUCUUGUGCGCCACGGAGUUGCUCCAGACCAUCCCGAAGUAAAGAACUGCAAAGACAAAUUUGAUGAAGUUGCUUCCUCUCCCAACUUUACGUUUGUGCUCAUGAGUCAUUACGACUCUGUUGUCUUUGCAUACGGGGCGGCAGAGGACAAGAAGCUUCACAUUCCAGGCGAAGCAUCUCUUAAAGGCAUUUACUCAGCCCGCGAAUUCGUCGGCUGGUACAAUGGCCAUCCAGAUUGUGGCCAGCAUGAGCCAGAUCUUUCACGGGCAGAGGAAGCAGUCAUCAUCGGCCAAGGCAAUGUUGCCUUGGACGUAGCCAGAAUUUUACUAGAGGAUGUUGAUGUGCUACGGAAGACUGAUAUAUCAGAUCGAGCCCUCGCACAGCUAGCACAAAGCCGCAUUAAGAGGGUUCAUGUUGUAGGACGGAGAGGGCCAAUGCAGGCGGCUUUUACAAUCAAGGAAGUGCGAGAGUUAAUGAAACUUUCUGGGGUGGCUUUUCAUGGAGCGGAUAACUCGCUGAUACCAGCAGCUCUUGAUACUCUUCCAAGAGCCACCAAGAGACUCAUGGAAGUCAUUCGAAAGGGAACGUCAGCUAGCGUUUCUGAGACACCGAAAUCUUGGUCACUAGACAACUGCUUGUCGCCAAAAGCCUUUAUUGAAGACAGGCGGAAUCCUUCUCUUGUAGGCAGCACCGAGUUUUAUGUAACGAAGCUGGAUGAUCCAUUCAACCCUCGAUCAUCGGUAGCUCGUACAGACGAAACUGUUACCCUUCCAUCAGAUAUAGCUUUUCGAUCUGUCGGUUACAAAUCAGUGGCUCUACCGGGAUUUACCGAGGUCGGUAUCCAAUUCGAUGAGAAGCGAGGGAUCAUCACCAACGACGGGCUGGGCCGAGCAACACAAUCGUCAACCGACCUUGUUGAGCCCGCCGGGACUCAUCCACCGGCUCUACCUGGCGUCUACUGCUCUGGCUGGGUUAAACGAGGUCCCACUGGCGUGAUUGCGUCUACCAUGAGCGACGCAUUCAUAACUGGCGAUGCUGUGGUGCACGACUGGCUGUCAGGGGCUCCCUUUCUAGGUCGCUCAGGAAACGGCACGGCUGAGGGAUGGGAGGCAAUCAGAGCUGACGUUGGCGCCCAAGCUGAUGAAGUAGUCACUUGGGAUCAAUGGCGCCAGAUAGACCAAGCCGAAACAGCGCAAGGGCUAACGAGAGGUAAACCUAGAGAAAAGUUCACCAGCAUUAGAGACAUGCUCAGCUCCAUCAAAUGA
Molecule: messenger RNA, 1494 nt
Organism: Trichoderma breve
Lineage: Eukaryota; Fungi; Ascomycota; Sordariomycetes; Hypocreales; Hypocreaceae
Product: pyridine nucleotide-disulfide oxidoreductase domain-containing protein
Exons: 4
Coding region: 1-1494 (497 amino acids)
Biological process (GO): ubiquinone biosynthetic process
Cellular component (GO): mitochondrion
Source: RefSeq, a predicted model, not a curated record